AUGGCUGGCACCGCGCUGGCGAUGCGUGCUGUGGCAUCGCCAUCCAGCCUGACUCUGGCUGCGAUGUCGCGCCGCACCUUCGCCACUGCAUCGCAGACCCUCCGUUCCAACCCGCUCCGUCCCAACAGCCUGCAAUCGAUCUCUCGUGCCGCCCGUCGCGGUUAUGCCGAUGCGGCUGCUCCGGCUCCGGCUCCGGCUCCCAAGCCUCAGAAGCGCUUCCGAGUCCUGCGAUGGGCUUGGCGGUUGACUUGGUUGAGUGCUCUUGGAUUGACCGGCGCUUUGGCAUACAGCAUCUACGAGCUGCGUCACCCCGAGGAGCAGUAUGAGCCUGAUCCGAAUAAGAAGACCCUCGUCAUCCUUGGUACUGGCUGGGGUUCCGUCUCCCUCUUGAAGAAACUGGAUACUGAAAACUACAACGUCGUCGUCAUCUCGCCCCGCAACUACUUCCUGUUCACUCCCUUGCUGCCCUCUUGUACUACCGGUUUGAUCGAGCACCGUUCCAUCAUGGAGCCUAUCCGCAACAUCCUCCGCCAGAAGAAAGCCACCGUCAAAUUCUACGAAGCCGAAGCCACCAAGAUUGAUUACGAGAAGCGCGUCGUUCUGAUCAGCGAUGACUCCGAAAUCAAGGGUGAUAUCUCCCACACCGAGGUUCCUUUCGAUAUGCUGGUGAUCGGUGUUGGUGCCGAGAACGCGACUUUUGGUAUCCCUGGUGUCCGUGAGCACUCUUGCUUCUUGAAGGAGGUCACCGAUGCUCAGAACAUUCGUAAGCGUAUUAUGGACUGUGUCGAGACCGCUAUGUUCAAGGAUCAGACCGAGGAUGAGGUUAAGCGUCUGCUGCACAUGGUUGUGGUUGGCGGCGGCCCUACUGGUGUCGAGUUUGCUGGUGAACUGAAGGAUUUCUUCAACGAGGAUCUGAAGAAGUGGAUCCCCGAGAUUCAGGAUAACUUCCACGUCACUCUGGUUGAGGCUCUCCCGAACGUUCUGCCCAUGUUCUCCAAGCAGUUGAUUGACUACACCGAGUCGACCUUCAAGGAGGAGGAGAUCACCAUCCGGACCAAGACUAUGGUCAAGAAGGUCACUGACAAGUAUAUCGAGGCUGAGGUCACCAACCCUGACGGCAGCAAGACUUUGGAAACUAUCCCCUACGGACUCUUGGUUUGGGCUACCGGUAAUGCGGUGCGCCCUGUGGUCCGUGAUCUGAUGAGCCAAAUCCCCGCUCAAAAGGACUCCCGCCGCGGUCUCGCCGUCAACGAGUACCUUGUUGUGAAUGGCACCGACAACAUUUGGGCUGUCGGUGACUGUGCGAUUGCCAACUACGCCCCCACUGCCCAGGUGGCUGGUCAGGAAGGCGCUUUCCUGGCCCGCCUUUUCAACACCAUGGCCAAGACCGACACGAUUGAGAAGGAGCUCCAGGCUUUGUCUCACGAGCAGUCUCUGGCGAAGACCGACGAGGACCGUAACCGUGUCUUUGAUGAGAUCCGCGAGCGCCAGAAGCAGCUGCGCAGGACCAAGCAGAUUGGCCCCUUCCAGUACUCCCACCAGGGUAGUCUGGCCUACAUCGGCAAGGAGCGUGCCGUUGCCGAUAUCAGCUGGCUGAGCGGCAACAUCGCCAGUGGAGGCACUCUGACCUACCUUUUCUGGCGCAGUGCCUACCUGAGCAUGUGUUUCAGCUCUCGCAACCGUGUCCUGGUCGCUCUUGACUGGAUCAAGGCUCGUAUCUUCGGUCGUGAUGUCUCUCGCGAGUAA
Penicillium oxalicum is the source of this 1746-nucleotide messenger RNA. RefSeq lists its product as uncharacterized. The transcript is spliced from 4 exons. The coding region runs from base 1 to 1746 and encodes 581 amino acids. The record is from RefSeq and is a predicted model, not a curated record. Lineage: Eukaryota; Fungi; Ascomycota; Eurotiomycetes; Eurotiales; Aspergillaceae. Gene Ontology annotation, molecular function: NADH dehydrogenase activity.